Molecule: messenger RNA, 1098 nt
Organism: Aphanomyces invadans
Lineage: Eukaryota; Oomycota; Saprolegniomycetes; Saprolegniales; Verrucalvaceae
Exons: 1
Coding region: 449-1012 (187 amino acids)
Source: RefSeq, a predicted model, not a curated record
CCUGGACACUCCAAACAACCCCAACACUCCAAAAACAACAUCGUGGACACCCCUCGUUUGGUUGGGGCUGCGACAACCUGCGGAAGGCAGGGGUUUCAUUGACGGUGGUCUCCAGGACCAACUGGUACACGAGAAAUUGAACGCGCCGCGCGGUCUUGUGGCGGACCCUAACGAUGGCCCUGUGUUGACACGUGCUGCUUCGAUGGGACACCAUCUGCACGUCAAAGGCUCAGACGGAGACGCCAAUGCCACGAUGUCCAAGUGUCGGGAUUUACGGCAUGUGUCGAGAUCGAUACCAUGGUGUGCAUUGGUGCCAAACACAGCCAAUGGGUGGCACCAGUUGAAAGGCGUCAGCGACGCAAGCCAACUCCGUGGAAAGCAAGUUGACGCCAAGGGCACUUUGCAAUUCACAGCAAACUAACCCCCACCGUCGCCCGGCCAAGACAACAUGGCUUCGUCCCAUAAUGCGUCGAAUGCGUCGUCGGGUGAUUCAAAAGUGAGCGCCGUGUCCAGCAGCUCACACCCAGACCACUGCAAGACGUCCUAUGCCAAGAACAAGGACCAUGCCCGCAUGAAGGUACACGACACGGUCCACAAAGAAAAACUCAGCGCGUAUGGCAAGGAGUACUACAAGCGCAACCGCGAGUCCGAGCUCCACCGAUUGAAAACGUACCGGGCGAAGAACUUGGGCCGCGAUUUGGAGCGCAAGAAACGCUGGUACGCUCGCAACCGAGACAGGAUCCUCGCGUACGCCAAGGCGUACGACUUGAAGAACCGUGACAAGCGAAAUGCCUACCAGCGCGAGCGGCGCCGUCGCAUGAAAGAACAAGCGACCAAAGGCAGCGGGGAGCCCGUCGUCCUUGCGUUCCCGAUCGAGCCGUCCAUGCAACCUAAGCCUCUCGGCCUCCAACCGGACGUAGCCAUCGACGACCAGGAACUGAGCCGUCGCAUGGAAAAGGCCACGUUCUCUCGACAGCUCAACUUGUCGUUCCUCCUCAACCCGUUGGUGUAAGAUCGACUGCCACUGUAGUUGUCGUAGUGUGCUGUUCGUACCCUAUUUUAUUGCAAGUCAUGCAAGCAUCCAUUGUGAUGGACCAA